GAGGGGCGGGAGCCCCGAGGAAGGCCGCCGGUGGCCUUUCGUGGUCGCGGAGGGGCCCGGCAGGGAAGGCGGCGCUGAUCCCGCGGAAAGGACUUGGGCCGCCGCCUCGCUUCCCCUCCGGCCAAGGCAGGGCCGCGCCGGGACUCCCUCGCAGCAGCAGCAGCAGCCGCGCGCCCAGGGCCAAGCAGCCGCCUCCCGGCCCUCCGCCUCCUUCUCCCCGGAAGCCAGGCCUCGACGCAAUUCCGCGGCCGCUCUGCCCUUUCCCGCUCUUCGCUCGCUGCGCAGGCGCCCCGGAAGCCCCGCCCUCGCUCGUCACUGGGCGUCGCCCCGUCGCCCCGCCCCUGCCCGCCUUCGCUCGCUCGCGCGUGCGUGCGUGCGUGCGCGCGCCGUCUCCGCCUCAGCCCGGAGCCUCUGCCGCCGUCAUGGCUGACAACGCCGCUGCCGCCGCCGCCGCCGCCGGCCUGGAGAACCACCGCUUCAAGAGCUUCAAGAACAAGGGCCGAGACGUGGAGGUGGGUGCCGGGCGGCCGGGCCGGGAGAAGCCGCUCUGCCUAGGCCGCAGCCUGCCUCGUGCGGGGACGGCGCCCCGCCGGGAUCCCGCUUCUCCGGCCGCCUCCCUGCCCGCCCGCCCGCCCGCCUGCCGGGGCGGCGCGGCGCCCUUGGCGGGACCCCCCGGCGCCGAGGCUCCCCGAGGCGGAGGGCGGGCAGCGGGGCGGCCGGGAGCCCUUUGUGCUUCUGCGCCCCCCCCCCCCCCGUGGCCCCGGGCAGCCUGUCGGAGACGGAGCGAGGGCUCGGCCGGGUCCCUCUGGCCUCUUUGUCCUUCGCUGUCGCCUGGGACGCCGCCUCCGGGCGCGGGGAUCCUGACAGCCAGUUUGCGCCUCCGCGGAUCUCCCCUCGAGCUCGGCCCCAUCCUCCCUGGAACUUUGGACAGAUGCAUCCAUGCCCUUUCCCAUGUGUUGGCUUUGACAGGCGCCUCCCCCCCCCCCCGAAUAGCCGUGUUUACUCCUAGCUGGGCUACGGGUCAGUUAGUGCCCAAAUAACCCAGAUACAGUAACUGUAUUUUGAAGACCGGUGCUAUUGCUGCCUCCAAAUAGCAAUAUUGCUGGCUCCAGUGGUUGUCCAUUAUCACCUACAAAUGUGAAAGUGAAGAACAACCCAUUCUGUCUCUCUGUUAAACGCUCUAUUUCCAAUAUGCAGGAUUGAUAGGAGCCUUGCAUGUUAUCAUCACUGACAUUUAAUCCUUUGUUUAGCCCUGUAGGCCUCCACCCAGCUGCAGGUUGGAGUAUCCAAAUGUACCUGGAUUUGUUUAUAGGGGACACAAUAUAUAAUGAAAAAGAUAAUGGUUUUUUUGCUUAGGCUGCCAUUGUAUGCAUGCAUAUCAGAUAAUUUAAUGGGGGUCUUCUACUUUUAGUAACCAUGCAGAGCAUUGUAUUGUUAGUUUUGUGAUUCUAAGUAGCAGCUAGUUUACAAGAUGGUCACUUUGAGGAAGAGAUGGAAUAGUAACAACAACAAUAGGACCUAUUGCCCUAAAUGUCAGUGCUUCCCCUCCAACCUGCUUUUGGGUUGUUAACUGUGGAUCCAGUUGGCAUGGAGCUCAAUUUGGUUGCUGGUUCUCCAAUUGCUGCUCCCUAUAAAAGAGUAGCAAUUGCAAGGGUACAGACACACUGUACUAUUUUUUUAAAUUAUAGCAGAUCAGUGGUAGUGUUUUUUCUUUGAUAACAUAGGUGUAGUGUGGCCCAAAGGGAAUCUUUUCUUCUAAGCCAAGUGAUAUUGUGGGGAAGGGGCCCCUAUUCCACCUUACAAGGGCUCUGGAGAGCCUAAAUACGGUCAAUGUGGAUUGGAGCUAUGUUCUAAUAUACUGUCUAUUCUAUAUGGUCCUGAAAGACCUACAUUGGCUCCCAGGAUGUUUCCGAGCACAAUUCAAAGUGUUGGCGCCGACCCUUAAAGCCCCAAAUGGCCUCGGCCCAGUAUACCUGAAGGAGCGUCUCCACCCCCAUCGUUCUGCCCGGACGCUGAGGUCCAGCUCCGAGGGCCUUCUGGCGGUUCCUUCACUGCGAGAAGCGAAGUUACAGGGAACCAGGCAGAGGGCCUUCUCGGUAGUGGCACCCGCCCUGUGGAGCGCCCUCCCAUCAGAUGUCAAAGAAACAAACAACAAUAAUAAUCUGAUUUUAGAAGACACCUGAAGGCAGCCCUGUUUAGGGAAGCUUUUUAUAUUUGAUGAAUCAUUUUAUUUUAAUAUUCUGCUGGAAGCCGCCCAGAGUGGCCAGGGAAACCUAGCCAGAUGGGUGGGGUAUAAAUAAAUAAUAAUUAUUAUUAUUUAUUAGGAAGAGGGUGCAACGCACCUUCUCUAUCAUUUCAUCUGUCCUGGGUUUGUGCACUUGUCAGUAUGUUGGGAAUUGAAUACACAAGGAUUAGGAGACAAUAUACAGUGUGCAAUACCAUUUCCCCCAUAGUCCUUGAGAACGAACGAGAACGCUCCUAUCCAUUUCCUACCAUUGGCGUUAGCAGGGUUACCAAGGCACUCUUUGUUCAAUGAAGCCAGACUGAACAGCAUCUAGGCUAUUUUGCUUUGAUUAGUGGUCCCUGCUGCUGCCAACCUAGCAGUUCGAAAGCACAUCAAAGUGCAAGUAGAUAAAUAGGUACCGCUCCGGCGGGAAGGUAAAUGGUGUUUCCGUGUGCUGCUCUCGAUCUCCAGAAGCGGCUUAGUCAUGCUGGCCACAUGACCCGGAAGCUGUACGCCGGCUCCCUCGGCCAAUAGAGCGAGAUGAGCGCUGCAACCCCAGAGUCGGCCACGACUGGACCUAAUGGUCAGGGGUCCCUUUACCUUUUACCUAGUGGUGAGCACCUUAUUUUGUGAGUAUCAUAACACCAUACGUGUUGAAGGCAAGAACUUGUAAUAGUUCUCAUGUGGUACUAGCAGAGUGCAUUUCUAGUAGGCUUAAGUUCUUGGCUAUUUUAAAUCUCAAAAACCUAGUUCUUACAGUCAGUAGAUGAGAUGGUGAGCUUAUUCCUGGAAGGUCAGGCUAUUGAAAUGAAUUGGACAGCAGCUGGAGUGUAGGUGGCACCAGGCACACUGUGAGGAAAACCAGACACAGUAGGGCACAUAAUUGUGAUUUUUGCAUGGUUAUUUGGGUGGCAAAGAAAGCUUCCUUUGCUACCUCAAUUGCAUGCUAAAAUUCUAGGCAAGUUUUUCCACCUGGUGGGAGGAUUGUUCUACAGUGGUGCCUCGCAAGACGAAAUUAAUCCGUUCCGCGAGUGUCUUCGUCUAGCGGUUUUUUCGUCUUGCGAAGCAACCCGCUUAGCGGAUUAGCGCUAUUAGCGGUUUAGCGGCUAUUAAAGGCUUAGCGGCUUAGCUGUUAAAAGGCUAUUACCGGCUUAGCGGCUUAGAAAAAGGGGGGGGGAGCGAAAAAAAAUCUCAAGACUCGCAAGACAUUUUCGUCUUGCGAAGCAAGCCCAUAGGGAAAUUUGUCCUGCGAAGCAACUCAAAAACGGAAAACCCUUUCGUCUAGCGGGUUUUCCGUCUUGCGAGGCAUUCGUCUUGCGGGGCACCACUGUAUAUCUCAACAAAUGGGAUGAUCGAACCCUUGAAUGCCCAUUAUGAUGCAUUUGCUGGGCACUUUGAUAACAUUGGUUGCCUUCAUAGGAACUUGAACACCACGGUUGUGACAGGUCCAAAUAAUGUGAUAAACAUGUCAGCUUGUCCACUUCCAGCUUGGUGAUGUGUACAAGGUACUUGAAAAUGACUUGCCCAAAUGACAACAUGCCCCCUUGACCCUUGCCCAUCUUGCCAAUUUCAAACUAGCUGAAGGGAGCUGACAAGGUGUGUUCACGAUAUGGCCAAUGCUCUUUUAAGGUAUGGAGAAAGAGGUGGGAGUGCAUCCACUCCUAAAGAAAUGCGACUUGGACCCUGUGGGUUUUCGACAACUACUAACUUCUUAGGAUGGGUACUUAAGAGGUGACAGCUCUUACAUGACAUAAGAUCAAAGGCAUCUUAUGUAAACUCCUUAGAGGUUCUGAUGAUUAAGCAGCAUAUAAAUCCUGUUCAUAAAUACACUCAUAUCUUGGUUCUUGAAUGAAAUCCGUUUCAGAAGUCCGUUUGACUUCCGAAAACAUUUGGAAACCAAGGCACGGCUUCCGAUUGGCUACAGGACGUUCAGCUUCCAAAAAAGGUUAGCAAACCGUAACACUCACUUUUGUGUUUGUGGUGUUUGGGAGCCAAAACGUUUGAGUCACAAGGCAUUCGAGAAUCAAGGUACGACUGUAAAUCCUUCCCAGUCUGGGUGUGGGACUGGACUUGGUUGCUCUUGAUGAAUGGUAUCACACCGUUGUUUCUGCUUGAUAUCUCAGCAGCUUUUAACACAGUGGUUUUCAAAGUUUUGUUCUUUGGGCCAUGCUCUGAGAAUAAAAAUGUGCUCAUGUCACACCAAAUUUUUAAUUGAUAUGAAAUACAUUGGGAAACAAAGAGAAACAAUUCCAGCUCUAGGGAAUAGCAUUGUGUGACUACAGAAUCAUAGAACUGUAGAGUUGGAAGGGACCACCAGGGUCAUCUUGUUCAACCCCCUGCACUUGUACUAUGGGGUGCUGCAGGGAACCAUCUUGUCCCCUAUGCUUUUAAGCAUCUUUACGAAGCUGUUAGAGUGGAUAGCAGGAGAUCUGAAACAUGGUGUCAUCAGUAUACAGUUCUCUGUGACAUCUGAAUCAGGUGGGGCUGAGCAGAUCCCGAACUAGGAGCUGAAUGGUAGAAUGGAUGAGGGACAAUAAACUGAUACUGAAUUUUGAGGCCCUCUUGGUUCUCAGAUUUGGGAAUUGAUCCCUUUGACCUGAGUGGGAAGCUUCAGCUAGUACAAAAUGCUGUGGCUAGGCUGCUAAUUGGUGACCCAUACGGCAAGCAUAUAAUACCUGCCUUGAAGAAGAGACAUUGGUUUCCAAUCUGCUACGUAACCAAGUUCAAGGUUUUGUUACUGCCCAUGUAGCUCAUCCGUGUAGCGCUAAGCAACCUGGAACCUGGUUAUUUGAGAUUGCACCUUUACAAUUCUGAGUUGGAAGGGCGCCAAAGGAUCAUCUAGUCCAGCCUCCUGCAAUGCAGGAAUCUCAGCCUCCCCAUAUGAACCAGCCCUUCCACUAAUAUCCUUUGAUGAGCUCAUGCUGGUGGUUCUAUAGCCUUUCCUGACCCAUCUGCUGUCAGUCACAAGAAGGAUGUAUAGCUCCUGCUUGACUGAAUAGCUUCCCCUCCAAGAUCCAACAAGCAUCUUUACUGGUGUGUUUCCACUGGCAUUUAGUGCCUUUUUUUUAUUCACACAAGCAUAGCUUGCAUACACACACCAUUCUGUUGUACAUAUUUAUGAGUGUUUUUAAUGGCAUUUAAUUAUGUUGUACACUGCUUUGAUACUUCUUUGGCGAUCACUUGUAGCCGAGUAAGAUUGUGUUUCAUAAACACGGUUUUAGCAAUGAGUCCGUAAGUGACUGUGGAGGCCAAUUCUGAAUAGAGUGAAAAACAGCAUAGAUAUCUGGUACAGGCCACAACUGUUUGACGUGGGGGUUCAGUUCCCAGCCCCUGUGUGCAUUAACAGAGUGCGUAUAAGAGCCUCCACUCCCAUUCCACCCUGCCUCCAUUAUGCCCUCUUCUGGAUUCAAAAGGACCCACUUGUUGGCGAUCGCACAACAAUUGGACAUGCCUAAAAUGGUCACUGUCUGUCGUUGACGUAAGGUACUCCUUGCGAAAUGCAGCAAUUGUAGAUGUACAGAAUGUGUCCUCAAGACAAAUGUAUAUAAUGCCAUUAUAUUUGUGGUAGUAUUCUCAGUUUCUUCAUAAUUCCUAAAACUGGAUUUGCUCCCAUCCAACCAUUGCGUUGAUAUUUUCUUUAUGCCAUCCACCACAACUCCCAAAAAAAUUUUCUAGGUAGUCACUGUCCUGGGUAGCCAUUUUGUUUCCCAUCCACCUUCACACUUUGGAAUUUCACCUAUUCAGGGAUGGCAGUUUCCUGUGAAAAACUAGCUUUAGUUUCUUAUUAAAACUAUUUAAUAAUAGUCCAUUAAGUCCAGUCGCGGACGACUUUGGGGUUGUGGCGCUCAUCUCGCUUUACUGGCCGAGGGAGCUGGUGUGCAGCUUCCGGGUCAUGUGGCCAGCAUGACUAAGCCGCUUCUGGCGAACCAGAGCAGCACACGGAAACAUCAUUUACCUUCCCGCCAGAGCGGUACCUCUGUACUUUCGAAGUGCUAGGUUGGCAGGAGCAGCGACCGAGCAACGGGAGCUCACCCCGUCGUGGGGAUUCGAACCGCCGACCUUCUGAUCGGCAAGCCCUAGGCUCUGUGGUUUAACCCAGGCUCUUAUUAGUUACACAGGAAACCAAUAUAAAUAUAAAAUACACUAUUGUAAUUAGACAAUGCAAUUUCGGCCAUGGUGGUUUUAAAGUUUUUUCGUUUUGGUUUGGUUUGGUUUUUUUUAAGCCUCAGCUCAGCCCAUGUGCUCAGGUUGAACAGUUGUUAGUCCUUGGACCAGAUCUGGCUCACCAGGAAGUGCCGCAUGGUUCUAUUGCAUACCAGCUCAAGAGGAUAAAUAAAAUUGUAGAUGGAUGAACAGUAUUUGUAGCACUGCGAUUGGGAAGCAAGGCAUGAGGAAUGAGGGAAGGAGAGAAUGGGGAUUUGGCACUACAGUGGUACCUUCAUUCUCAAACUUAAUCCGUUCCGGAAGUCUGUUCCAAAACCAAAGUGUUCUAAAACCAAGGCGCGCCUUCCCAUAGAAAGCAAAAUGGAUUAAUCCGUUCCAGACAUUUAAAAACAACCCCUAAAACAGCAAUUUAGCAUGAAUUUUACUAUCCAACAAGAUCAUUAGCCCAUCCAUCAAUCAAUAUGCAGAUGAUACCCAGCUCCACCUCUCUUUCAAAUCAGAACCAGUGAAGGCGGUGAAGGUCCUCUGUGAGUGCCUGGAGGCGGUUGGAGGAUGGAUGGUGGCUAAUGGAUUGAGGUUGAAUCCUGACAAGACAGAAGUACUGUUUUUGGGGGACAGGGGGCGGGCUGGUGUGGGGGAUUCCCUGGUCCUGAAUGGGGUAACUGUGCCCCUGAAGGACCAGGUGUGCAGCCUGGGAGUCAUUUUGGACUCACAGCUGUCCAUGGAGGUGCAGGUCAAUUCUGUAUCCAGGGCAGCUGUCUACCAGCUCCACCUGGUACGCAGGCUACAUGCCUACCCUACAUGCCCGCGGACUAUCUCGCCAGAGUAGUGCAUGCUCUAGUUAUCUCCCGCUUGGACAACUGCAAUGCGCUCUACAUGGGGCUACCUUUGAAGGUGACCCGGAAACUACAACUAAUCCAGAAUGCAGCAGCUAGACUGGUGACUGGGAGUGGCCGCCGAGACCACAUAACACCGGUCUUGAAAGACCUACAUUGGCUCCCAGUACGUUUCUUAGCACAAUUCAAAGUGUUGGUGUUGAUCUUUAAAGCCCUAAACGGCCUCGGCCCAGUAUACCUGAAGGAGCGUCUCCACCCCCAUCAUUCUGCCCGGAUGCUGAGGUCCAGCGCCGAGGGCCUUCUGGCGGUUCCCUCAUUGUGAGAAGCAAAGCUACAGGGAACCAGGCAGAGGGCCUUCUCGGUAGUGGCGCCCGCCCUGUGGAACGCCCUCCCAUCAGAUGUCAAAGAGAUAAACAACUACCUGACAUUCAGAAGACUUCUUAAGGCAGCCCUGUUCAGGGGAGUUUUUAAUGUGUGACAUCUUAGUGUAUUUUUGCUCUUUGUGGAAGCCACCCAGAGUGGCUGGGGAAACCCAGCCAGAUGGGCGGGGUACAAAUAAUAAAUUAUUAUUAUUAAAUGAAAGCAAUAAAUAAUGUACUGUAGUCACACAAUCAAUCAGUAGCUGAACUGGGUUCCACACAGUCACUUUACCUAGCACUUCUCAUCGCUUCACCUGCCCAGAUGUGGCAUAGGCGGCAAAUCCCCAAGUCUUACAGAUAGUUCCCCUUUCUGGGUUCACCGAUAAGGAUAGCAUGAAAGCAAGCCCAUUAGCUUAUAUCAAAGCAAGUGAUUAUAAAUCUAUACAAGCUCAUUGCUACAACACUUGCCAAUUCAUUGUGGGGUUAUCUUGAUUACCAAGAUGGCAUUAGUAAAGCUCCUAGAUAGUUCACCUUUGGUUGAACAAAAUUUGCUUUUAAAAAAUUAGCCUGACAUUUUUCAUUUUUGCACAAGUUAACACCAAUCCAAGUACAGAUCUAUGAUGGGAUAUACAGUCAUACCUGGGGAUAGAUACGCUUUAGAAUAAGUAUUUUUGGGUUGCGCUCCACGGCGACCUGGAAGUAACGGAGCGCGUUACUUCCGGGUUUCGUCGCAUGCGCAUGUGCAGACAGUCAAAAUGAUGUCACACGCAUGUGCGGAAGCGGCAAAACGCGAGACGCACAGUCGGGUCUUACAUUUUGUUCAGGAUGCGAACGGGGCUCCGAAACAGAUCCCGUUCACAUCCCGAGGUACCACUGUACACUCCUUUAUUUUGAGAAUGGUUUAAUCCUGGCAUUUGCCUUUUAGUUAACUAGCUCUUAACCACUUAUUCUCGGUUUGUUUAUUUAUACAAAACUAUUUAUGUAUACAUUGUGGCCCUCUGGUAAACCUCUUAGAAAGGUCCCUUAAAUGAUGGGUUAUAAAGCUGCUAAAUUAACUAGAGUUUGUUUUAAACCUGGCCCAAACAAAAUGCUAUUUGAGAAUGCUAAGGAGAAGAAAAAUGAGCAGAAUUUUAAAAAACACAUGAAACUUUGUGGGAAGGCCAGGGAAGAGGGAGCAUGAGAGUUUGUGCUUUGCUUGGGCUUAUUCAGUACAGUGCUAAAACCAUGGUUUAGCAUUAUGCACAAAUGUGGUCAAUAUAAAGUUAUUCUAUACCUAAAUAUAUAUAUAUAUAUAUAAACAAUUAUCAAUAUAAAUUGUAGUCAGACAAAUCAUAAAACAUGGAACAUAUGUUAAUCAAAUUAGGCAUUCAUCUAUCAUAGAGCAAACAAUAAAAACUAUUAUUUUUAACUACAAAACUCAGUAAGCAUGAAGUUCACAAAUCAGCUCAAGACAAAACUACUAGUAUAAAUAGUACAGGCCCUUUACAUAUCAUAAACUAAAAGGAAAGGUUUUAUUGUGAACAUGUGUGGGGAAAGUUUUUCAGGUCAAGGGCCACAUCACCCUAGUGGAAAGAUGUCAGAUGAAUUUCAGGACCAGAAACACAGCAGUAGACCAAGACAAAGCUAUUUCCCAUGUGAGCAGGCAUAGACGUAAUUCUUAGUAACUCCACUCAAGUUUUAUCUUCCAUUUUCUCCACAGACAUUUCUAAUAAAGUUUGCUUUUUUAAAAAAUAAAAAGCUCCCCAUACCCUUUAUGUCCUUACUCUACAAAAGGCAAAAGAAGUUAAUAAUCUCAGAGAAAGAAUAGAAAUAAUAGCACUGCACAGUUGAACUCUAAGCACUGCCUUAAAGUUAUUUAAAGCCUCGAAUUUUGAAAUGCAAUUGCAGCCUAAUAAUUGCAUGCAUGUGAUUGCAAAAUGUGUGGACACUUUUUGCAUAAGAAGAGCCUUUUCUCAUAAUAAGAGCCUGCUGGAUUAGGCCAAUAAUCCAUCCAGCCCAGCAUCCUGUUCUCACAGUGGCCAACCAAAAGCUUGCAGGACAGGAACAUAAGCCCUCUUUCCUCAGGUGGUUUCCAGCAGCUGGCACUCAGAGCAGCAAUUGCACAUAAUGCACAGCAUCCACAUCUUUCCCUCUGUCAGCUGCUCCUUGCUGAACAGCUGAUGGGGAGGAAGGAACCAAGGGGAGAAGGUUGUGUUGGGCCUAUGGGUUGAAGUUUAUUCACUCCUUUGUUAAAUCCGUUUUUAAGAAUAUUUAAAUGGAGGGAAUUAAAAGACAACAUAUAUAAGCAAAACCAGAAAUAGCAUAUAUAUACACACUUAUACUGAAUGACAGCAGAAUAAUAAAUAUUUUCAUCCAAAUCAAUUGCUGCUGCACAGUUAAAUUUUCUUAUCCAUAUAGCUGAUGUGAUAACACGCAUGCGCGCGCACACACACAGAUAUAUUGAAUUAAUUACGGUUCUGUUCCCCUGAGGAAGGUUUCUAUUAAAACACAUCAGACAGUUGAUCUUUUUAUUAAAGUUCUUCAUAUAUUUUGACAACAUUUUGAAGCUUGUCUCUCUUUUCUGUAUUGUUUUUUGAUGCUGGCCUCUUCUUUCUUUUGAAGUGAAUGUUUACCACCUCAUCUCCUUUUGUGUGAACCAAAUGUAAUUUCCCAAAACAAUGGUUCAGAUGUGUGUAAUCUCUCCAGCAAAUUUCCUACAAUUAUUCUACAAUUUUUCUGUUGUCCUGCAGUGCUACAUUUUGCAUGUGUUUUUUCACCGUUCAGCAUUCAUUUGCAAGAAAGACCAAACAAGAAGCUCCAUUGCUGCGAUUGGUGUGUCAUGAUGUCAGCUGUGCCACUUUCCCUUGAGGUGGUGUGCGGAUGGCAAACGCAGGCACAGCAUCGCUGGGAUGUGUGUACUGAGCCCUUCCCACAUGCAAAAAUUCUCCUUGAAAUUUCCUCAGCUAUUUUUUCUCUCGGUGAAUGUUGCUUUUGGAAUCACUGCAGAAAAACAACUUAAGCAAAAUAGUUUUUGGGAAGAGAAAAUGAUGGCAUUAGGGAUGGUUGUGGUAUUCCUUCCCACCCAUGUUUUACUUUAAAUGGUCUCCUCACUCUGCCUUGUAGAAAAUUAGUAUGACACAUCUCAUAAUCAGUGGAAUAAAGUUCUGUAACAUCUAGCCUGGUGUAUAGUUGUAGGUUCCCUAAAAUUGGUUAAAGAGAGUUAAACUGAAUCAUCAUAGGCUUUGGUACUAUUACUUCAUUUGUGUGUUGUAUGUUUCUGUUUUUCUCUUCUACAGACUAUGCGAAGACAUAGAAAUGAGGUGACAAUUGAACUUAGAAAGGUGAGUAUAUCACUUUUAUUUGUUUAUGCUUUGUUUAAAGCGGCCAUGAGAGGUUUCAGCUAUGGAGGUUCAUGUGUGACUUGGGAGAGCGCUGAAAAGAUUGUGUCCUCACCAGAUACUAUUAUGUCAUGUGUCUACAAGGAAAGCAUCAAGUACAUUAUUGUGUCCAGAUUUCUGAAUCUGGCAGAUCAACAGUUUGUUUUUUGUAAGACAUUCUGCCAGAGUUCCAUUAUGUUCUCCCCAUUUUUAAUUUGCUUUUGAGACUUUACUUCCUUUGUCUGUGGUUGUCUGUGCUUGAAAGUGUCCUUGAUGGUGCCUUUCCUCUUUCUCAGAAGAACACCACCCACAACUAAGGCCCAAAACCUCUUAAGCCUAUGAACAAUGUUUCACUGGGUCAGGCUUCUGAAAGAAAGAGCUGGAACUGUUUGGUUAUACAGUGGUACCUCGGGUUACAGAUGCUUCAGGUUACAGACUCCACUAACCCAGAAAUAGUACCUCAGGUUAAGAACUUUGCUUCAGGAUGAGAACAGAAAUUGCGCGGCGGCAGCGGAAGGCCCCAUUAGCUAAAGUGGUGCUUCAGGUUAACAACAGUUUCAGGUUAAGAACAGACCUCCGAAACGAAUUAAGUUCUUAACCCGAGGUACCACUGUAAUCUGGUACACACUUUCCUGAGAGUAAAUCCUGUUGAAUGCAGUGGGGUGUACUUCUGAGUAGAUAUGUUUAGGAUUGUACUGUGAGUAGUUCCUAAAUAAACAUGAAUUAGUGAAGCAGUUUGCUAAGUACAAAGAAUAGUGAAUGCUGUAGUGAUUAGUUUCAGUAUGUUUGCUUACACAGGAUUAAGAUACAUAGUAUUGGUAUCUGAGUUUGAAAUACUCCUGCUCAUAACUAAAUUUAAAUGUGUUUUUCAUUAUUAAUAGUUUUAAAUAUGAAUAUCUAGUAAAGAAUUUGUUUUCAAGAGACUAUGUACUAGAGGUCAGCAGUCGGAGGCAUCUGGGCCAAAUCUCUUGUCCUGAGAGGGUACCUUGCGGUCUCUGAAAUUGUCAGUCAGAGGCAAAAGAAAUCUGUUGAAUGAGUGCCAAUUGUAGCAACAUAAUUUGCGAUCAGACAUUGGGGUUUGGGCUUUGGCCCCCUAUCGCUGAGUCCAUUCUCAAAAUGUCCCAACAGAAAAUCUAAUUGCUUAUCAAACAAAGAUCAGUUAGUUGAUUAGGUAGCCCAUCUAGGAGAACGAAAACUCUGAUCCUAACCUUCUGCUGCCUUGUGGGAGAUCUUCAGGAGAAGAAAAGGCUAUGGAGUACUAAACCCUACACAAAUCUGGAGCAGAGUCCCUAAGACGGUUGGAUGGCGCCUUGUUUGCCUCCUUCCAGCAACUCUUGCAGCCAAGCUGGUUCCAGUCAUAUAGCUCUGCUGUCCUUUGAACCACAUAGAAUCAUAGAAUCAUAGAGUUGGAAGAGACCACAAGGGCCAUCGAGUCCAACCCCCUGCCAAGCAGGAAACACCAUCAGAGCACUCCUGACAUAUGGUUGUCAAGCCUCUGCUUAAAGACCUCCAAAGAAGGAGACUCCACCACACUCCUUGGCAGCAAAUUCCACUGUCAAACAGCUCUCACUGUCAGGAAGUUCUUCCUAAUGUUUAGGUGGAAUCUUCUUUCUUGUAGUUUGGAUCCAUUGCUCCGUGUCCGCUUCUCUGGAGCAGCAGAAAACAACCUUUCUCCCUCCUCUAUGUGACAUCCUUUUAUAUAUUGGAACAUGGCUAUCAUAUCACCCCUUAACCUCCUCUUCUCCAGGCUAAACAUGCCCAGCUCCCUUAGCCGUUCCUCAGAAGGCAUCGUUUCCAGGCCUUUGACCAUUUUGGUUGCCCUCCUCUGGACACGUUCCAGUUUGUCAGUGUCCUUCUUGAACUGUGGUGCCCAGAACUGGACACAGUACUCCAAGUGAGGUCUGACCAGAGCAGAAUACAGUGGCACUAUUACUUCCCUUGAUCUAGAUGCUAUACUCCUAUUGAUGCAGCCCAGAAUUGCAUUGGCAUUUUUAGCUGCCGCGGAGGAGGGAAGCCACGCCUCCAGUGGGGAAGGGGUGCAGGGCUUGGAGGAUGCAAGGGAGAGCCACAGCACCGAGCAUGAACAAAGCGGAGGGGGAGGCUGGUCCCCCUCUGCCCACGCCCUCUUUGUGCAGUAGGUUUACACGCAGAGAGGGGAGGCAUAGCAUGGGGGUCAAAAGACUACUCUGCUGGGGUAGAGGACCACCCACUCCCAGAUUCUGUUAGCGACUGAGCAGACAAGGAAUUGAGUCGAUCUGCAUUGUGAACGUUUUGGACAGAUAAUAAAGCCUUGAAGAGACCAAUGGGGAGUCUUGCCUGUUUGCUCUUGAGCAACCACGCCGGCACACAUAACAACCUCCAUACACAUCUCCUAGUCUUGCACCCCGAGGAGGUCACUUCAGUGUUGCUAACACAGCAGUUUGACUUCACCCCCAAAGGUGCACUCCAUUGUCUCUCAAGACAAACGGAUGCCAACAAGUUGACCAGUUAGUUGGAUUCUAUUGAUUUAGGACUCAUUUGAGACCAAAGUUUUCUUUCCCACUAUACUUCAUAAAUUAACAAAGUAGUACUGAAAAUCUCUCUCACCAAUCUUUAUUGCUCUGUAUAGCUAUUUCAGUUUAGUGUAAAAAUACUAUUGACUGCACUACCUAUUUUGGUCUCAUACAAAUUGUUUACAUUUUUUCUUUAUAUCCAUGUAUAUAUUUGUAUUUGACAGUACAGUCCUAUACAUUUUGCUCAGAAGUAAGUCCCAUUGAGUUUAGUGCUACCUUCUCCCAGGUAAGUGUGUAUGGGCAGCCUGAGCGUACGCAUCUGACAAUGUGGGUAGACUCGUAAUCUGGUGAACCUGGUUCAUGUCUCCGCUCCUUCGCAUGCAGCUGCUGGGUGACCUUGGGCCAGUCACACUUCCUUGAAGUCUCUCAGCCCCACUCACCUCACAGCGUGUUUGUUGUGGGGGAGGAGGGGAAAGGAGAAUGUUAGCCACUUUGAGACUCCUUCGGGUAGUGAUAAAGCGGGAUAUCAAAUCCAAACUCCUCCUCCUCAAUAACUCUGCUCAUCUAGAAGGGCCCGCAGGAUUCAUUUGUGUAUUUAAAUGGAUUUAAUAUAUGGAGAAACAAUUUACAUUGUUACAAUUAACAAAUUAUCAGUUGCAAGUGUCUCUCUGUUUAUAGCCUGUUAGUAGCGGUCAACCUAUUCUGAAAGAGGUUGCACUGCCCUUAAAGAACUGGGUUCAAAAUCAGGGGUACGUAUUGCGCCAGACUUCUCAGCUGAGGUCCAAUAGGUGUCUCUGCCUUGGAGCAGCUUUUCUCCGCCUUGGUUCAUAUGCCAGUUUCAAUGAUGGGUGGAUAUGGUCUCGCCACAAUCAUGCAUGCUCUUCCAACCUUACAUUUAGAUUAUUGCAAUGCACCAUACAGCCCUGAAGCUACAGUUGGACCAAACCAGGGAGAAGCUCUUCUUGGUUGAGGCACCUCAGUUGUAGAAUGCCCUUCUCAGAGAGGCCCACCUAGAAUUUACCUUAUACUCAUUCUGGUGCCAGGUGAAUACUGUUUUUAAGCGCUGGGGAAAUUAAAAACAAAGCAAAAACCCUGUGAUUUUACUCUUUUAAGAUAAUAAUACUGCUUAAGUGUUGUGAUUUUUAAAAAAAGUAAUUUGAUUUUAUUGUGCUGGAAAUGUUUUAGAGAGUGUGUUUUAUGAUACUACUAUUUUAUCAUACUGUAUUUCAUUAUAUUUUACCAUUUUAUGUUUGUGAGUUACUGUUACUGGUCAGUCCUAUAAUAUUAACAUUAGCAUUUAAAUAAAUUAACAGACAAACAAACAUUAAAGGCAUUCAAAUGCACUAUCUUGGGUCUUUGUUCUUCAGAAUAAAAGAGAUGAACAUCUUCUGAAAAAAAGAAAUGUGCCCCAAGAAGAAAGUUUAGAAGAUUCAGAUGCUGAUGCUGAUUUCAAAGCAGUAAGACUGUAUCUACAUUGAUGUGGCAUUGAUGUGUAUGUGGGUCUGUGUGGAAUAUGUAUGGUAUAUGGUAUUUAUGCAUACAUAUAUACAUACAUGCCUUUUUCCUGACGGGAUUCAAGGCAGUUUACAGAUAAAAAUCAUAGUCACUAAAAAUAGAGGAUACUGGCAUUAAAAACAAUUAAACACUGAGAGAAUUAAAACUACGUACAUAUAUAAAAUUAUUAAAACCAUACAAAUAAUUAGAAUUAAAACAGCACAGCACCAGCCCUUUCAGAAAAACCAGCCAGUUUCCAAAAUCCUCUUGGAGCAAUAAAAGCUUCCCUUGCACCUGUUGGAUACAUUGGGUUUGCAUGACGAUCUCCUCGUUGGGCAAACGUUGUGGGCGUGUCUAAAGUUGCAGCGAGCUCCUGGUGAGCCUGGAAAAGGCAAGAGAGGCAGAGAGAGGGGUGGGCAAGGUCUUCAGGAACACUGUAGCUCUGCUCCACUCCCAUGAUGACAGCUGCCAUGCUGUUGAGAAUGAGGGUCUUGGGGAAGGAGAGUGUUACCUUGAGGAAGAGAAAGGCAUUCCCUUCGAAGGGUAACUCAUUCCUUGGGGAAGAACAUCUAUUCUCUCAUGCUGAGCGUACUUCUCUGGUAGGUGCAGGGAUUGUGCUAAUGGGCAGUAUGGUCCUUAGGAACAUGAAUAGCAGACUGCUUUCCCUCCACCUAGAUAGCCUGGUGCAUAGCGCUGGGAAGGAGUCAGUGGUCGUAGUGCAUGUUGCACUAAACAACGGGGAAAUAUAGUCGCGUGGUCCUGGAAGCCAAAUUUAGGUUGGUAGGUAGGAUACCUCCAAGGUUCUUUCUCUGAAACGCUACCAGUUCCAUGCACAGGGCCAGCUGAGACAGGCGCAUCUUUGUGGUUUCAGUGCAUGGAGGAGACAAUGGUGCCAGGAGGAGCAGUUUGGAUUUGUUAGGCUGGGGAACAUUCUGGGGCAAGACAGGCGUGUACAAAAGGGAUGGUUUCCACCCAAACUGGAAUAGAACCAGACUGUUGGCAAUUAAAACCAAAACGGUCACAGAGCAGCUUUUAAACUGAUUGAGGGGGGAAAGCAGACUCUCUGAGGCGAUUCUGGUUUGAAACUAUCCUCCCUCUGAUGACAUAACUGAUGAAAAUUUAAAUGGGAGUACAGGGGCCCAGGGUAGUAAUUGUGAGAGACCAAAACACUGCAAGUUAAAAUGCAAGUGCCGAAGACACUUGAAGAGAGACAGACUGUAUCCGAGUGUUUAGACACUAUUGCUGGAAGCCGCUGAGCCAAGAUAGUGAACUGGAGUGCUUGGUCUUAGAGGAUGACACUGAUAUAUUUUGCAGAGAACAGUUGAUCUAUAAUAAGAAUUGUAACUAAAAUGAAAAUUUGUCUUUUGUUUAAAGCAAAAUGUAACACUAGAAGCUAUAUUACAGGUAAGUUGCUAAACAAUAUAUUAUUUCCUUUAGUUGGAUUUGUUAAUGCUUGACUCCUGAACUUACUGAAAUCUAUGUGGUGUUGCAGAAUGCUACAAGUGACAACCCUAUUAUCCAACUAAGUGCUGUCCAAGCUGCAAGGUAGGCAUCUAUUUGUUUUUUGAGGACUAAAGUACAAUGAAUUCUGUCUUUCCCAUCUUUUUUUUUAUUCACCACCUUCACUUUAAUUUUACAGAAAGCUAUUAUCAAGUGACAGAAAUCCUCCUAUUGAUGACCUAAUAAAAUCUGGAAUUUUACCAAUAUUGGUUAAAUGUCUAGAAAGGGAUGAUAAGUAAGUAAUGAUUCCUUUUUCUCAGUACUUCCUCAGACAUAAUUUGAAUGGUUAUCAGCUGAGGGUUGCAGCUAGCUUGCAGUUUUGAACAUUGUAACUGGGUAUUUACUUUUGAUAUGCUUCAAACUCUACUGAAGCUUAUGUCAACAGUCUGGUUAGGAGCAAGUUCUACAAAGUGUCUUGCAGGUCUGACAUAGUCAUUCUAGAAGACUGUGUACAAGUUGUGAUCCUCCAGGCCAGACACAGCCCACAAUCCAUAUAUUUUGACCUGCCCAGUACUUAAGAACCCUCCUCUGUGUGCAUUCUUCCCCUUCCCCACUGUCCAGAAGGCACAUGAGGACUGUUUUCAGAUUCUAACCUGGGGAAGGGUUCCUCAUAUUAGCCCAGUCUUUGGGGCAGAAAAAUCAAGCCCCCCCCCCUUUUAAAGUCUCUUGAGCUUUGGCUUUUUCCUUCACACUUUUCCUUCUUGUUUUUGUAGAGCACCACUCUUCUAUCCUUAUUCAGGGGUUGUUCUUUUGUAUUAUUGUGACUGAAUACUUAGCUUUGGAAGUCUGAUGUGAAUGUAUUGUGCCAGUUUAUUCUGUACUAGGGUAUUCUGGUGAGGUAACUAUCAAAGAAAAUUUGUGUCACAAGUUCUGUAUGUGUUGAUGUUAUGCAAAAAAUCUUGAUAGAGGGACUCAGAAACAAUAGUUCAAUGUUGGAUUGCAUUUUCUACCUUUAUUUCAAGGAAGUUGUAGCAGGCAUAAGAGGUAGAAAUACAUAAUGGCAUCUGAUUACAGUAUAUUGAAUUACUAUUUCAAUAGAAAUUUGGCAUGUACUUUUCUGCUGGUAUUUUUUUGUGAGUUGCAAAUAUUACUGCUAUUCUGGUGUUUUUGUUUUUUGUUUUUUAACAGUCCUUCCUUACAGUUUGAGGCUGCAUGGGCCCUGACUAACAUAGCUUCAGGCACUUCUGCACAGACUCAAGCUGUUGUACAGUCUAGUAAGUGCUCUAAGUGUUUAACUUUGGGAGUGGGUGCAUUUUGCAAUUGAAGAUACACAUAUAACUUCAUCUUCAUAGAAUCAUAGAAUUGUAGAGUUGGAAGGGACCCCAAGGCUUAGCAAGCCUAACCUCCACAUAGGGUCGUUUUGCAGUCUGGGGUUGCUGACAGAUACAGCUUUCUCAAAAGAGCCCUGGGUGGCAUCUGUAGCACAAAGGACCCUUUACUGCUGAGGCUGAUACAUCCCCUCCAGGCAGAGGUCAUUCUGCCACAGUCACCCAUGUUCUAAAUUGGACUACUGGCAUGUGUUGCACAUGGGAUUGUCUUUGAAGAGUUCUUCCUUGUAAAACUUUUGUUAGUCCAGAAUAGAGCUGUUAGGCUCUACAAAUGGGUAUGUAUCACAACAACAACAACUGCACUGGCUGUCAGUUUGUUUCUGAACAAAAAUUCAAAUAUUACCCUGGAGACCUUAAAGAAAGCCACCUGGCUGUGCAUUGAGAUCAUCUAGUAGACAUUUCUCCUGCCUUUUGAGAUUAGGUGGUAUCAACCUAAUGCCACCUGAUGCCAACUUUAUUGUUCAUUUCCAGAAGAAGACCUUUUGAUUUUCCAAGACUUAUACAGUCCUGGUUGUUUUUUAUCUUGCUUCUUUGUGCUUCUGUUGUGCUGCUUUAAGUUGUUUUAUUUUCAUUUUUUGUAUCCUGUGAUUGCUCUCCACUCUAGCUUUUCCAUUCUGGAAUACAUGAAGCAUUGCUGAGAGUAGCAGGCCUCGUUUUGCCCAUGGCAAUAGUCUUAGGGAUGGCUAGUUAAAUCUCUUUAUUGAGGCCUGCUGUAAGGUCAAGCAAGCGAGUAGGUGAAACCAGCUUUUACAGACCAUGCUGUACCUCAGACAUCCCUUGCAAUGUGGGAGAUGGAGAAGGGAGGCACUGAUUCUGAAAGAAGUUUCUACUAGUUGAAGCCCACAUGUUUCCAAUACUUAAAACUGUUCUUCCACAGUUGGCUUUUGAAGGGGGACAUAAUAAUUUGAAGGGGGUGGAUAGGCCCUUUGACAAAAUAUACACAGAUCUUUGUAAUGUGAGAAGACAAUUUUAACUUUCUUGAUGCUAAAUAAAGCCUCCACGUUACUUCAAAUUUUUAUUUAGAAUGUGAAUGUCAAUAUCAAUAUCUUCUUUCUGUCUGAAAAAAUUAAUUAUGCAAAGGUGCAUUUCCAAUUUAAUUUUGAACAAACAUAGAAUAAUUUCCUGAAAUAUUAACAGUAUAACUCAGUUAUGUGAAAUUUAUCUAUUAAAAGAGCUGCAUUUUAUCAUUUCAAUGAAUCCAGUUUUCUGCUGUUAUAGAUGCAGUACCUCUCUUCUUAAGACUGCUGCAUUCACCGCAUCAAAAUGUUUGUGAACAAGCUGUUUGGGCCCUUGGAAACAUUAUUGGUAAGUGUUAACUAUAUUUCUAGAAAAGAAAUCACAGGCAUUGAAGGCUUUAAAAUCAUACAUUGACAUUACCCCAUAAAACUAUGUUUCCUCUUAAGUUCUCUGAAUAGUCCAGUUGAUUUAAAUAAGAAAACAUCCUCAGUUUGGAAAACUUAGAUGAAGUUAUUCUACAACAAAUUGUGUUCUUCAAAUUUCCAUUGAACCGUAACUUUUGUAGUGUUCGUAUGUUACCAGUGGGGGAAACAUAGCGCAUCAAGACCCCAACAUAAGUCACUGCAUACAUUUCAAGGUUUCUCCAUCAUGAAUGUAAUUUUUUGUGAAAUUUUCACUUUUGUAGGUGAUGGUCCUCAGUGUAGAGAUUAUGUCAUAUCACUGGGAGUUGUCAAACCGCUUCUAUCCUUCAUCAACCCCUCCAUUCCCAUCACUUUCCUCCGGAACGUCACAUGGGUCAUUGUAAAUCUCUGCAGGAAUAAGGAUCCCCCACCACCUAUGGAGACAGUGCAGGAGGUAAAUAAAAAAUUACAACUAAGUAUUGUUCCACCUCAGCUUCACUGCAAGUCAGUUUUCCCAUGAUGGCAUAUGUACUGUGUGCACUUUCUUAAUGCAUAUUUAUUUGUAUCUCAUUCCACUUACUAGUUAUUAAUUAUGGCGGUAUCUGAGGCAUUUACCUUCCUUCUUGAUUUGAAGUCAGAAUCUAACCUCAGCAGCUAAACAGUACAGACUAACGAGGCAUGUAGUCUUCAAAGAGACAAGAGACCUUGCAGGGAACCACUUAUUUAAAUAAAAGAUGGUUACAGCCUAAAGCACAAGCAGCGAUAACUUACAUGAGAAUCCUUUAGUCAGUGGGAUGUGUAUCUUAUGUAAGAAUAUAUAGGAUUAUGGGCAAAGUCAACAAUCUUUAAAAUGAAGCCGUUUCAUGGAGCCGUGAGUGUGAGAGAAGUCGCCUUCAUUCCUCCCAGAAAUGCUGGGAUGCAGGUGUAGUGCCUUCCCUGUGGGUUAUUCUUGUGAUAAAAUUCACUAUUCCCCAAGCUGCUCUCCUCCUCACAGGAAGAAGAUACAGGGAAUCUAUGUCUCUUCAUGUGUGAGUGGGAAAAUAAGGUGGCAGUUCUUAUUUUAGUUAGAUAGAUCAGCCUACCUGCCUGCCUACAGGAAAGGAUCAAAUAUUGUCACAACUGUUCCAAACAAAUUCACAGUCCUGUGCAGCUGCUUUUUAAUUAAAAAAACACCCAAACAAACUGCUGAAAGACUGAUGGCAUCUAUAAUAUGAUAGAGGGAGUGAUUGAACACUACCUCUGCUUUCCCAUGUAGUGGAUUCUGUGGCUUAGUGGUAACAUCUACAUUCAGGAAUAAUGUGAGAUGCCAGAAUGUUAGCUUUGUACCUCUGGGCUCAAAUAGGGAACAAAACAGAUUUAUGGUGCAGUCUUAACCAUGUCUACUCAGAAGCAAGUCCUAUUUAAUUCAGUGAGGCAUACUCCCAGGUAAGUGGGUUUAGGAUUGUAGCUUUAGUCCUGCAUCACAGGGGGUUGGACUAGAUGACCCUUGGUGUACCUUCCAACUCAACAAUUCUGUGACUUGACUAAGAGUGGAAUUCAUAUUGCAUGCCGCAGUAAAGCAAGUGUCUCAUAGCGCAAGCAUUUCUGCUUGCUAAGAGCAAACCAUCUCCUUCCUGCAUGCUAUUCUGAGGGUUCUUCUGCCUCCCCAGAUCCAAUUAGGAGGGUGAAGGGGGAAGAAACGGGGGAAAGCCACAUUAUCCCAAGGGGGCUUGUGCUGGCUUCCACUGGGGCAACCAUAUUUUUAUCUCCAGCCCUAAAUUUCACUACUGCUCUCAGAAAAGUUCACAAUAUGUAGUUAACUGAAAAACAACAUAUAUAAAAACCAUAAAAGUUUAUGCAUAAAGGAGAAGCACUGACUGUGGGCCAGAAAUGUGUUAGCCAUUGGCAAACUGGUUGAUAAAUGUAAAUUUUCAAUAUUAUAUAUGUGAGUUUGCACUCUUUCUUUCUCAUAACUUCCUUGUAAAAUGAAAUUUCUAUAGACUUAUUUUUACAUGAUUGAAGCCAGGUAUUAAAACUGUGUAAAAUGUAGGGCAUCAGCUGAUUAAGAAACACUUGUUACUGCAGUAAGUAAUUGACAGUGUAAUCCUGUGCAUGUUUAUUCAGAUGUAAGUCCCGCAGCGCUCAGUGGGGCUUACUCCCAGAAAAAUGUGCAUAGGAUUGUAACCACAGAUUUGCUUGAGGUUUUAUCCACAGUGUGUUUUGGCUUUUCUUAGUAUUAAUGACCCAUUAUAAUAAACUUAUCUUUACCAGAUCUUGCCAGCCUUGUGUGUUCUCAUAUACCAUACAGACAUAAAUGUAAGUAAAUGCUGAAAUACCUUCUUCUCCAAUCUAAGGUUUCCUUUUAGUAUUUGAGAGUUUUCUUGCUUAAAUUUUGUUUGCAUUGUGCCAUACAGUAGCUUCUUUGCCUAGAGAGUCUUUCCCCAACUUGGUGUGCUCUAGAUGUCUUAGACUACUAUGACCAGGGAUGAUGGGAGGGUAAUUUCAUGAAAAUGUCAACUUACAGCCCCAGUCUUCAUUUCCAUAUAUAGUUAACAUGCUCUAUAUCACUUGAAAUAUAAUUUUACAAAGUUUCAUUAUUUGGCUACAGUUUUUCAAAACGGCAUUUUACACAUGAGUAAACUAACCAGAAGUAUUACAUGCAAGGUGACUCAGGGGUGGGGAAAUCUUUUUGGUCACUUCCAUUUAGUCACUUGCAUAUGCACGGAGCUCUCUGAAGCCUCGUGAGAGCCUUCCAGAGUCUGAUAAGGAAGGUAGAGUGGUUGAAAGCUUUUUGCACUGGGUAAACUCUACACAAAAAGAGCUUUAAAAGUCUUUCAUGUGUUUAAAUUGUGUGAUUUCAACUAGCUGGCUAUGAACCACGUAAAGUUGAAAUGGUGCAAGUUAUGUGCAUGUAAGCUGUGAGUUAACCUUAAACUUUUUUUUACUAUUUAAUUUGGCUGCCAUUUUAUAAACACUUAGAGGAGAGAAAUUGCUCUCUAGCACCCUGGGCCUUUCAUUCAAAUAGACAGAUAAAGAAUUGUGCUGUUAAAUGUUUGUUGUUAACAGAACAAGUACAGUUUACGCUUUGUUUAAUCACAAUGCAUAUUUUGCUAGUUCUUUUUUUUUAAAAAAAUCAGUACUAAAAAGAUUUUUGUCUUACGUAUAUCACAAACUGACAUUACAAACCACAAGGUUGGUGUUGUUCCCAGUUUAUCUGGAAACUUAGUUCUUGUAAGACAGAUGACUUGCCUGAGAAUCUUAAAAUAAAAAAAUAUAUAUUGUGUGUUCAACCUGGUUUCAUCUCUUUUGAUUGAUCUGUAGUUCAUAAAAACAGUCUGAACUUAGAGAGACAUUGUUCACAAUUGGAGAAAGCUCCAAGAUUGCCAUAUAGUUUAAAUUUCAGGCUUCUUAAAACUGAUGUGAGUGGGAAUGUACCUGUAUAUAUUCAAUGUUCCUUGUAAUUAGGGGGGUCAAACCUCCUUCCUGAGACUCUUAUUUCUCCUCAAUCAUGAUAUGGCAUCCAAAACUGCUGUUACCAGUGUGUUCUAACAUACCAAAUUUAAUUCUUAAUACUUUUUAUUAAAUUGUUCAGAUGUUAUUUUCCACAUUUAUGCCCCACAUUACUGACAAAUGCUCGGGGUGGCUUACAGUCUUGUUUACAAUAAUAUAUAUAAUGUGUGUGUAAAUAUAUAAACAGAAGAUGGCACUUAGACAAAUACAGUGGUACUUCUGGAUGCGAACGGGAUCAGUUCCAGAGCCCCGUUCACAUCCUGAAGCGAAUGCAACCCGCAUCUGCCCGUGCGUGGGUCGCGAUUCGCUGCUUCCGCGCAUGCGAGUGAUGUAAUUUUGAGCGUCUGCGCAUGCACGAGCGGCGAAACCCGGAAGUAACACGUUCCGUUACUUCCAGGUCGCUGCGGAGCAUAACCUGAAAACGCUCAACCCAAAGGUACUUCAACCCGAGGUAGGACUGUAUAAGGAGAUAGGAGUGUGGGUACACGCAGUCAAUAAGAGGCUAGGCCCCCCCAAUGAGAUGCUUUUGUUGAUAUACCAUGAGUUCAAAAGUGGUUAGUGCACAAUCUCAUGCUAUUUCUACGGUGCUGGUUAGAUUCCUGCAUCCUAUUGCAACAUUGUUCUGCACUGGUUUUAUCUGAAUGUCUGUUUAAUCCAGACCUUUUACGUUAGAAAUACAUCUUCUGGUCACUUUGGGGGGCAGCUAACUUGCCCUUAGGGCUGUUGGCACUGUUUCAUUUUGGUGCUAAAAGAAGACCUAAGAAAAAAUCAGUUCCUAAGAUCAUGCUGAUAUCAUUGCUAAUCUUUGUGCCGACAGCACCAUCUACAGUGGUACCUCGGUAUUCAAACAUAAUCUGUUCUGGAAGACUGUUCGAGUUCCAAAAUGUUUGAAAACCGAGACGCAAAGGGCGGUCUGCAAAUUUAAUAGAGAAAAUUGAGGGAAAAUAAUUUAUACACUCAGCAGAAGCCAUUUGACUUCUGAAGUGCAUUCAAAAGUGGAUGCAUUUACUUCUGGGUUUACGGCGUUUGAAAACCGAAACAUUUGUCAACAGAGAUGUUAAAAAACCGAGGUACCACGGUACCUUGUUUUCAGAAUAAAUUAUAAACAGUGUGGAGAAGACACAAGAAAACAAUUUGAACAUACAGAAUUCUCUUUCACAGCAUGUCAUUCAUUUCAGACAUGUUGUGUAGGGGGAUCAAUCCCAUUUGGGUGUCUAUUGCAAUCUUACAUUGACAAAGGAAACUUCCCUUCUCUGCAGAUCCUUGUGGACACUGUUUGGGCUUUGUCCUACCUGACAGAUGGUGGUAAUGAGCAAAUUCAGAUGGUGAUAGAUUCUGGUGUGGUACCUUUCCUAGUUCCCCUGCUGAGCCACCAGGAGGUAAAAGUUCAGGUAAUCAUUUUUUGGAUGAAUUUUAUUAUAACUGAAAUUAUCUCCUCUGCAUUGUCCAAACCUGAUCAGCUUUGUUGUUGUACAUAAAAACUAAAGUCAAUAAUUCAAAUGUUAAAUCCAUUUAUUUAAAGACACUUAGACAAUGCUUUUAAAUUAUUCAUAUGGUCUCUUAAAGUUUCAUUAAAAAUAGGACAAUUUAUAUUUCUUUUUAAAUGUAACCCAUGUUUCACUCCACUAGGCUUUAUUAAAGCUUAGCUAUUGUAAUGAACUUAUUCUGUUGCUUCAAAGCUGAAUGUUUAUAGUGUAUGUCUCAGACAGAGGAAGGAGAUGAUCAAUCCAGACAAGGUAUCCUCAUGGCAUAGCUGUUUUGAGGUGUGAAAUGAAGGAUUUACAUAGAAAAGGAUGAGGGACAGUAAACUGAAACUGAAUCCUGGCAGGACAGAGUCCUGUGAGUUCGGUGGUUCCUGGAGUUGGGCAAUAUGCCUGUUCUGGGUGAGGUUGUCCUCCAUCCUGCAGCCCUAGUUAGGCCUGCCAUGCUUCCCCAUUUGACCCAAGCCACAACCACCUGCCAUACACCUGGCACCUUAGAUAAUGCCCAGUGUGGGGCAGGUGAAGCCCUGACUUUUCUGAAAGUGGGUUUGCAGGUUGCAGAGCUCUAUGUUUCAAUGGACUGUGCAUAGGGCUUUGCAAGACCUCAUGCUGAGCCGCUUGCAAAACACUCUGCAAGACCAGGGCAGGCAAAAAGGGGUCAUUUGAUGUCAGGUGAUUGACGGGGGACGGUUCUGCCUGCCGGUUGGAAGUCCUCUUGGCUGUGCCACACUAUCAUUAGUGGCAAUCAGAAUGCAUCCCCUAUUUGUUUUUAAUUUAAAACAAAUACACUUUUAAAAAUCUUACACUUUGGGUGAAUUCAAAUUUUAACCCAUAUGAACUAACCUAGGGAAUGAAGCCUGGACCUCGUAAGGCCAUCAAAGAUUUUACUAAUAUUUUUUCUUCAAAUGUAGACGGCAGCACUAAGAGCAGUUGGCAACAUAGUAACUGGUACUGAUGAACAGACACAAGUUGUUCUCAACUGUGAUGUCCUCUCCCAUUUCCCAAAUCUUCUGACACAUCCAAAAGAGAAAAUAAACAAGGUGAGUACUCAUUGAAUUUUUUCUAUGAUCUGUUCUUUAGCUUAACAGAACAAGCAGUCUCAGCUUUUGCACUGAACAGGAAAAAUUUCUCCUUUUCCGAAGAAGAAUUUAAAUGUUUACUCUGCCCCAGUGCUCCUUGAAAAUACAUUGUGAAGGGCGGUAUAGAAAUGCCAUCAAUAAAGAAAUAAGGGAUCUAAAAAAUGCCAAAGAAAAUGUUUCCCUCAUUCUACUUUAUAUUCCAUUAAUGCACUUUUAAUUAGUACGUAGUUGAGUGCUCUCAUGAAGUAUCAUUGUUUGUUUCUGCCAUAGCAACUAACUUCUGGAAGGAAUUGACUGUGCAGAUCCCAUUUUGUACACCAGCACUGGAGCAGUGUAAACCUUGAAAUCCUUCUUAAGAACUGGGAUUAAGCUUCUCAGUGGUAAAGAAUUCCAGAUAUCCCUUUAAGGAAAGCUCAUGGUACUCUGAUAACUUUUCUUUCUAUGUUAAAAAUGGAUGCAGCUGCUUCAGAGGCCAGAGGAUAUGGCUCUGUUUUAGUUGAUUUCACAGAGUCCUCUGUUCCUUUUAUCUCUUUUUUACUUCUCAUUACUUCCAUUUCUCUCAAUGCAGACUCAUUAACUUUUUAUUUGUUACUUGAGGCAGUCUGGGAAAACAAAUGUCUGAUACCAAGUCAUUUGGGUUUUUAUGUGUGGUUAAUAUACACUCAAAUAUUUCAAUCCAUUUCACACCCUGAAGCUCGCUUUCCAAGAAGCUGUUACAGGUUCACUCAUUCCCUGCUUUGGGAACAUGUCUUCACGUACUUCUUCCACGCUCCUCUCAUGAAGUGAAGAAGUGAACACUCAGACUGGUUGGUCAGUGCUUCUUCAAUGCUUUGAAACAGGACCCAUCUGUAAGCUUCCUCCACCUUUGGAGGACCACUUCUACAGUCAUUCCACCUUUUGAAAGGCAACACCUUCCCUCUUGCCAAAGCACAUCCUGACUCACAGUCUACCACAGUUACCUCACUAACUACACCCCCCCACCCCACCCAAAUUCUGUCUUAAAUUUACAACAGAUUAUACAAUAUGCACAACUUAUCCCAUCCUAUUCUAUUCCCACAACUCAUGAACAUCCAUAAAUGCCCCAUCCAUCCAGCUUUUAUUAACAAAUUUCCAGAAGAAAAGUAUCAGUUGCUUGAAAUCUCAUUUUGUCACCAUGCAAUGUUUCUAUCUGGAAACAGGCUGAAAUUAAAAGUUUAAAAGCAUGUUGAUAAAUCAUGGUUUUUUUAUGUUGAAGAUUCUAUGUUUAAUCCCUUCUAUCUCCAGUUAAAAAUGUCAAGUUAGCAGGCAUUGGUAAAUGUCUCUGUCUAAGACAACUUCACAUGCAGGGUUUUGUUUUGUUUUAUUUCAGGAAGCAGUUUGGUUCCUUUCCAAUAUCACUGCAGGAAAUCAGCAACAAGUUCAAGCUGUAAUAGAUGCUGGACUUAUCCCUAUGAUCAUUCACCAGCUGGCUAAGGUCAGUUAAAUGCUGAAUCUGGCUGUUUCUCAUAUUUUUGUUGCAAGAUUGUAUGUCUACAUAUAUUACUUUGCUACUUUAAAUCACCUUUUAUAUCCUUUAGGGAGACUUUGGCACACAAAAGGAAGCUGCUUGGGCAAUCAGCAACUUAACAAUAAGUGGUAGAAAAGAUCAGGUAUGUGUCUCAAGUAGUCAAAUCAGUAACCAAAUUAGAACCAUUUAUAAGGAAGAAAUUAAUCAUAAGUAUCUCUUCUGUUUAGGUUGAAUACCUUGUGCAACAGAAUGUGAUCCCACCAUUCUGUAAUUUGUUGUCAGUCAAAGAUUCUCAAGUGGUACAGGUGGUUCUGGAUGGGCUGAAAAACAUUCUAAUAAUGGCUGGUGAUGAAGCAAGCACAAUAGCAGAAAUUAUAGAAGAAUGUGGAGGUAAGAUGUGAUUUGGUAAAAUGCGAUAUGCACCUCCAAACAGAGUGUGUUUGGGGUGUGUUUGGUCUUAAGAGAACAGCAUUGAUAAAGUUGGUGCAACAGAAACCUGGUGGAAUAGAGAGAACCAGUGGGGCAUUGUUAUUUCUGGAUACUAGCUCUAUAGGAAGUACAUUUGAGAAGAUUACAGACACAAUAGCCAGGAGUCCUGAACUAAAGUAUUACCAUUCAGGUUAGCAGUUAGUAUAAUAAUAAUAAUAAUAAUAAUAAUACCUCACCCAUCUGGCUGGGUUUCAGUGUAAUGCACCUGAGACAGGGCUAGCAGCUGCCCUGCUACAGAAACUGCAGCCAGUUGCACUGGCCAGUAGAGCAAUAUCAGAAACUGAAAUGGGAUAUGCACAGAUUGAAAAAGAACUGUUGACUGUAGUGUUCAGAAUGGAAUGCUUCCGUCAACUUAUGUUUGGCCAGACAGUGCACGUCCAAUUGGAUCAUAAGCCACUGGAAACCACUGUACAGAAGCCAUUGUUGAGCACCCCAAAAAGGCUUUGGCACAUGUUAAUGCAGGGACAAAAUUAGGAUGUGCACAUCCAGUAUCACCCAGGCAAAGAUCUUGUACUUGCAGACAUUCCUGCACAAUUGCACUUAGACAUAAUGAAAAGGGUACACUUCUCACACAUAGGAAUUGAAAGCUCUCUCUGAAGCGCAAGGGAAUGUGCAUAUUGGCCUGGCAUGAAUGCCUAGCUGUCCAGCUCAAGGGAAGUCAUAGUACCACCCUACAAUUCCACCUGGAGUCCUGUGUCCAGUUCAGGGCACCACUGUUUAAGAACAAUAUGGACAAGCUGGAAUGUGCACAGAGGAGUUAGACCAUGAUGACCAAGGGUCUGGAAACCAAGCCUUAUGAGGAUCGGACUCAGUUGGGGGAGUUGGGCAUAUUUAGCUCAGAGAAGAGAAGGCUAAGAGGUAACAUGAAAGCCAUCUUCCAAUAUCUAAAGGUCUGUCACAUGGAAGAUGGAGCAAGCUUGUUUUCUGCUGCUCCAGAAUGUAGGACCUGAACCAAUCGCUUCAAGUUAUAAGAAAGGAGAUUCUGACUCAACAUCAGGAAGGACUUUCUAACAGUAAGGGCUGUUAGACAGUGGAACAGUCUCCCUUGGGAGGUUGUGGACUCUCCUUCCUUGGAGGUUUUUAAACAGAGGUUGGAUGGCCAUCUGUCAUGGAAGCUUGAGCUGAGAUUCCUGCAUUGCAGGGGGAUGAACUAGAUCAGGGGUCGGCAACCUAAGGCUCAUGGACCCCCGCUGCCCACUCGGUCGGCUCACGUGCGCCGUGCUAAACCAGCGCAGAGCAGAGUGGGGACCACCUUCCGGGACGCUGGCCAGCUUCCCAUUGGCUGCAGGAACUUCCUGCAGCCAAUGGGAAGCUGCACAUGCCUCCUCCGCACCAGAAGGAGCGUCAGAAAUAGCGUUUGCGCGCGCGCACACACACACUCCGGCCCACCAUGGCAUCUGCGGGACCGUGAACCAGCCCAAGCCACAAAAACUUUGCUGACCCCUGAACUAGAUGACCCUCAUGGUCUCUUCCAACUCUACAUUUCUGUGAUUCCAUGCCACCAGCUGUCUUCAUUCCACUGGCAGACAGACUUAAUUGGGUUACAGCUUGCAAUUUCUUAAUUUAUUAAACUUGUCAUUUUUCUUGCUUCUCUUUGACCAGGCUUGGAGAAAAUUGAAGCACUGCAACAACAUGAGAAUGAAGACAUUUAUAAGCUAGCAUUUGAAAUAAUAGAUCAGUAUUUCUCUGGUGAUGAAGUAAGUACCUCUGACUUCUAAAAUGUAACAGCAGUAAGUGGCUGCUUUGAGUACUCUGCAGAAAUAUUGGUGUGGGCCAAUGUAAAAUGCUCUGAAAAACCACUUUUUCCCUGUACACCGGAGGCACAGUUUCCAUUCCGUGUUCUAUUCCAGCCAGUGUUACAUCUGUGCAGUACUUCAUAUUACCAGCAAAACAGAAACGUGCUGGCUUGUUAAAACAGGAUGCAGCAGCUUCUGCUGAGGUUCCUAAGAUAUGCAUUACUUGCAACUGAGAUAGGUGCUCUGCACAUAGUUUACAGCAGCACCUGAGGAUGGAGAUUUUGAAAACUUUAAAAUGUUGUGGAACAAAUACUCACAUAUGCAUGCUGGGUAAUGCUGGAAGACUACCCUUAACACCCUCUCUUCUGCAUGCUCAAUGCUGCAAUCUGUAAUUCACUUCAGUUUGGAGGACCAAUUUAGUAAUAGUCAUGUACACAGUACAGUAAGCAUGAAAUAAAAGUGCUGGAAAUAAGUAAUAUUCCAUGUCAUGUAGCACCCCAAUGUAUGUGUGUGUGUAAAUAGCUUACUUGCCUCUCCUUGCCCUCAGCACAGCCUCUAGAUACAACAACUCCCCACCCCAAUAACUUACAAAUAAUUUACUUUGCUAAACAAAGACAAAAUGAUACUCUAGCUUUCUCAAAGCCUCAAGUUGGUUUCAGGACAUCACUUGAUGUAUUUAUUUGAGGAAUUAGUAGCUAUCUUCAUGCAUUAUUAAUAACAGUUAAGUUACUAUUUGAGGUGAGCUGCAGGGUCUAGUAGUGUGUUAGGUCCAUCACCAACUCAUUGUCAGGAGCAAGCCAUCCCAGUGUAAUUAUUGGCAUUCAAAUAGAGUUCCGAGGGAUUGCCACCAGCUCAAUGCCCCAGGAGAUUGCUCAUAAGAGCAGCAGAUUUCAAAAUGUCUCAACUUUUGUAACAUGUCCAAGCCUUCUGUAUGCAUGGUGUGCAUUUUUGAUACCUGCUCUUGUACUGUUGGGCGGAAUAUGUUGUCUGUGAGUGGGGGCUAUUUAUAAGGUGAACAAUGAAAUCCCAUGGUAUGCACUUUCUUUGCUUUUGUAGAUUGAUGAAGAUCCCAGCCUCAUUCCUGAGGCAACACAAGGAGGUACUUACAAUUUUGAUCCAACGGCCAAUCUUCAAACAAAAGAAUUUAAUUUUUAAGUUCCAUACAAUGCAGCUUUUCUAUUCCACACCUGUAAAAUGUACCACCUGAUGGUUGCCGUUGAAAAAAGGACUCCAAGCAUAUGCCUCUUUGUCUGAUGCUUCUAAAGCAAGUUGUAUCUCCGUCACUUCGCCGUUGCCAAAAGUAACUCUCACACGGACCAUGAAUGCAUAUGCAUGAUCUCAUAAACUGUUCAGAGUUGUUGUUUUUUAACAACCCGUGCUACCUUUCCUCUCUUGUUUUUGCCUUUUUUUUGCCCCUGGUGCCACAAGCUGACAACUGCAGUCUGCAGUUUUAAGAAUAUCCCUUUGUGGUGGCGGCUCAUUGGCUUUCCACAGAAGAGUAGCUUUCUUUCUAAAAUGGUGCACUGUGGAUCAAGACUCUUUAGUAUGAUGCUGACAUUUUGGAAGACUUCCAAGAGGCCCUGUUUAUUUUUUAAGCCUCUACUGUUGUCCUCUACAAACAUAUUUUCAUAUAUUUAAUGUGGAAGAAUAAACAAAGAAAACGCAAGUCAAAUUAUUUUCAUUGGUGAAACUGAAAUUUUAAAAGAACUUGGUAAUUGAUUAGUGUAAAAACAGACUACAUAUAUCAGUAAUUGUGUUCAUUACUGCCUUAGAAGCUUGGGUUUGAAGAAUGAAGUUUGCAUUUGGACUAGUAAAACAUGACCAGUAUACCUAAUUUUUGAGAACAGCAAGCUGUACUUGACCACUCUUCAGCCUGUGUGUUCCUGCUGUUUUGGAAAUAAUGAAAAUGCUGUGCAUGGUAUUUUACCUGAGCUACAAUCUGUUACGGACUUGAACUUUGUUUUAAGUUGAAAGCAAGAAUUCCAUAUUAAAGAAACAAAGCUACCCCAAAUGAGCAUUGGUUAGCAAGAAUCUUGCUUUCAUCUUUUAGUAGUCAAUGCAUUAUUUUUGUUUUAAAUUUAUAACUGAAUAAUGUUGAUUUAUAUUGGUUUAAACUGUGGAGCUUUCAUGUUUACUGUAAUUUAGUCUUAAACUAUUUUUUUACUUACCAGUGCUUAUGAUGAUGUGGUUGGCAACAAACUAGCAACUAUUUUAGGAGCAUCAUAAAAGCUUCAUUCUUGGAGUAUUGGAAAAAUAAUAGAAAAAUUAGUCUCUAAACCUAUUCAUAUAGUUAAGAUAUGUAUUAGUUGUGUGAGGCUUUGUGGAAGCUGCUACUAUUCAGAAGAAGCGUAACAUGCAGCUCACCAUGAAUAAAUUUGCAUAAGCUGGUAACAUGGGAGAUCAUUAAUAUUGGGGUAAUGUCCAGCCUGGCUUUUCAGAGGAUCUGGGAUUGCUGUGGGUAAAGAUGAAAUUUAAACUUUGUAACCUGUCACACAAACUGGUAUUGUUGCUGUUGUUCACUGGAUGUACUUUCCCCAAUGCCUUGAUGUGAAGGGAUACUGAAAACGUAAAACUAAUGUAGUUAUUGGAUGUGGGUUGUAUUUACUGUGACGAAGAUAAGGACAGAUGCCAUCACAAGCUUUGUUGAUCAGCUGUUUUUCCACUGAUGAGCAAAACAUUGCAGGUGUUCAUUCAUUAAAUCUAUCUGCCAAGGUGGAGCCACUUUAAAGAGUGAGUUGUAUUGUAUCUUAAAAUGAUACAAGUAUGUGUUUUAAACUGCAAGAUUUUUACUUGCUAGAUACUGUGUUUUAAUACAGUGGUUUGGCCUCUAUUUAUAGGUUUUAUAAAUUUUAAAAUCAAUUUCUCUUUAAGGUGGCUCAGACUUUUCAACUCUUGUGCACAUAAAAUUGAGUUGAAGUUCAUUGUGCCUUUUUUCUUUACCCAGACAUUAAGUUCAUUUGGUAACUGUGUCCUAUAUUAACACAUUUUACUGGAAUUGUGUUGUGCUUGCUAAAAACUAGACAUUUCAAAAUCAGAAUUAGAUUUGGUCAUAGGUUUUGGAAUUUCAAAGCAGGUAUGCAGUUGAUGAUGUGAAAAAAUGCCCCUCAUUUUAUAGUAUGCCUGUGUCCGCUGUCUUAGAUGCUACACACAAAAUGAGAUAAAUGAUUUUUCACUACUGUGAAGACUGAGAUGAACAUAGGAAAACUUGUUUAAAGCAGUAACUUAGAUUUUUCUCAUUAUUCUGUCACCUUAUCAGCCCUUGUUUGGGAUCCAACCAUUUUAAAGUUAAAGGAAACAAACGCUUGAAUCCAAAGAUCCUGCUGUGCAAGAGGGGGAGAUUUUUGCAGUUGUGCUGAGAGUUUCCUCCCAUCUACUGAUAUAAGUGAUAUCAGAGUGUCAAGAGGCCUCCAGAACAGGAGGCACAGAAGGCUGCAGAUGGAGGAAAUGGUAUCCCUUCUCUCUCUUACCCCACUUGCAGAGUUUCUUCCAGUCAUGCCAUGUAUUAGGAUCUUUGUAUGCAAGCCAAAAGUAUAUUGCUGCACUUUUAAGUUUUCAGAAGUGGUUUAAAAUUGCAUUGUGUUAUUUUUUUAACUCUCAGUUAAUAGAUUAAAUUGUUACUUCAAAAGAGGCAUCUAAAUGUGUUCCUAAUUUUGUAUAUGGGCUUAGGUUUUAUAACCAAUAAAAAGCUGCUAUCAAAUACUACAAACCUGUAAGACCUUAUUUUGAAAACAGUGAUGUGCUUUAAGUGGAUUUGUAGGCUUACUUUUCUCUGACCAUUUUCAAAUGACAAUAUGUCCUCUAGUAACCUGAACUGACUUCUUAAAGCAUUACCAAAAAUAAAACAGUAUUUACAAUGGUCAACAUAAUAUAUAAUAAUUCUUUAUUUUGAAUAUGCAUCUAAUUAAGAAGCUUUGUAUUUAGCACAUUGAUAUUCAUGUACAAAAAGGUGUCAUAACUUUUGUCUGAUAUCUUUGUUCUGUUAAAGAGUCUUCUGUUCGAAGGAAAAAUACGGUGUCACAUAGCAAUUUGUGGUCAUUGUCAAAUUAAUCAAGCCUCAGUUUGAUUGUAAAAUGACAAUGGCAGUAAUGCUUUUUUAAAAAAGAUAUAGUACAGUUCUGAGUGUUGUUCUAUUCUGUAUGUGAUAGGAAACUAAUCUCAGGGAAUAUACUUGCAGUGUUCCACAUAUGCAGUAAUCCAACACUAGUGUAAUAGCAUGACAUAUACACCUGCAACAGGGGUAAAAGACUAUCAGAAGCCACUGGGGGUGGAAAUUAGGGGAUAUAUAUGUAGCCACCGUAUCUGACUAGACUGAAACUGCUUCUCAACCAAUCUGGUAAAUUUCACAAUUCUGGUGGCUGAAAUGGAGCCCGGAUAAGCUGUUGAAGUCAGAUACGGGGUAGAGGUUUCCUGCACAGCAAGCCCCCCAACAUUACGUUUGCAACGAUUAUUAAGCUAAUAACAUUACUUGUAUUUUGUAAUGACAUUUUUGAAAUGUAAGUCACCCUGAAUCCCAGCAUAGAUUAAAUAAGAUACAUUAAAUAAAAUACUGAUAAAAUGAUCCCAAUGCUCAAUGAUAGACCAUCUCCAGUUAGGAGUCAGGUAAGGUGACAGAGAGAUGCUGAUACUCUGGAGUGCUAUUGCUAGUCAGAUGAUGCUUCCUCACUAUUUUUGUAUAUUCAUUAAAAGGUUUACAUCCCACUUUUCACAUAAGUAUCAAAGCAGUGUGCAAUAAUAAACAGGAUGUUUAAUGUGG
Messenger RNA from Podarcis lilfordi (Lilford's wall lizard), 33624 nucleotides. Lineage: Eukaryota; Metazoa; Chordata; Lepidosauria; Squamata; Lacertidae. The record is from the annotation of a GenBank genome assembly.